CUUAUAAUUCUGCCUUGUCCCCUAAGUUUCCCUCUCUUUUUAUGCACAAAAACUUGCAUAAUUCAAAUCUGAUUGCUCAUUGUGUGAGAUGGAGCGGGAACCGCAGAUUUCUAUGACGGUGGAAGAUUACGACGCCGCCAUGGAUUCCGACUGCGAAUCGUCGGUUGUCCCCCAAUUCGGAGAUUUCGCGAGGGUGGAAGUGGAUCAACCCAAGUACGGCGUGGUUGAGAAGAUGUUUAGGGCUGGACUGGGGGUUCUCGGCGAGGGAGUUAAUGUGGUUGCUCUACACAUGAAUUCUUCGUCCAGCAUCGCCAGGCAUGCCAGGCUUGAAGCUUUCCGCCUCUACGCUCGCGCGGUGGCGGUGAAGCGCGGCGGCGAUGCCAAUAUUAGGUAUGCUUGGUACGGCGGUGCAAGGGAUGAGAUCUUGGGGAUUGUCACUCAUGGAUUUGGGAGGUGUAGCGAUUUUGAAGACCGCGUUUCCAACGGCAUUGGGAUUUAUUUGUCCCCUGCGAAUUUUCCGAUUGAUUGCGCAAUGAGGGCGAAGGAAGAUGAAUUUGGAGUGAAGCACCUGUUGCUCUGUCGCGUGAUAUUGGGGAACACAGAGAAGAUCGCGACUGGAUCGCGGCAAUUCCAGCCAAGCUCCGCCGAUUUCGACUCCGGAGUCGACAAUCCAUUCUCACCUUUACAAUACACAAUUUGGAGUGCUUACAUGAAUUCUCACAUUUUCCCACUCUUCAUCAUCAGCUUCACUGCCCCUUCUUUAUCAGUUUCUGGAACAAGUAAAUUCCCCAAUUCACCACGCGUGGAGUUUUCAGUGCUCAUGAACGUGCUUUCCCGGUUCCUCAGUCCUUCACAGAUGACUUUGAUUCUGAAAUGUUACAACGAUUUUCAGGAGAAGAAGAUUGGUAGGCCUCAUCUGAUCACACGAUGGAGGAGUUUGGUUGGGGACAAGUUGUUACUCUUAGCGAUAAGAAUGUGCGGAUUUCGUCCGACUUAAAAACAGAUAUUUGUUAGUUGUGUAAUUACUGUUUCAAAGUUUGGAUAGAGAAGGGGGCGGUGCAGUUUUGGGCAUUUUGUAAAUCACUUUUCGCAAGAAAAUGUGUAUAUCCAAGAUUCUACAAGUUUUUUUGGGCCUGAUCAGUCUUGUUCUUGUUUCUGAAUUUGUAUAUCUAGAUUGUAGACAAUGUUUAGGAGUUAGGACUCAUUUUUUUCUUCUAUUUCCUCUGUUAUUCGGGAACCACAAUAGCAAAAUAUAUGGUUUUUUUUCCUUCA
Messenger RNA from Salvia hispanica, 1272 nucleotides. RefSeq names its product putative inactive poly [ADP-ribose] polymerase SRO2. Gene Ontology annotation, molecular function: NAD+ poly-ADP-ribosyltransferase activity. The record is from RefSeq and is a predicted model, not a curated record. NCBI's taxonomy places the organism in Eukaryota, Viridiplantae, Streptophyta, Magnoliopsida, Lamiales, Lamiaceae.